Molecule: messenger RNA, 1858 nt
Organism: Helianthus annuus (common sunflower)
Lineage: Eukaryota; Viridiplantae; Streptophyta; Magnoliopsida; Asterales; Asteraceae
Product: cytochrome P450 90B1
Exons: 8
Coding region: 143-1618 (491 amino acids)
Biological process (GO): sterol metabolic process
Molecular function (GO): oxidoreductase activity, acting on paired donors, with incorporation or reduction of molecular oxygen; heme binding; monooxygenase activity
Source: RefSeq, a predicted model, not a curated record
UUUCCAUCAGAUGGAACAUUGCCAGCAUAAUGUACUUGUAUAAAGGUGCACUCUAAUCUCAUUUACUUCCCUUGCCAUCACACAUACACACACUAGAACACCUUAACUGUGUGUUUAACAAUCUUGAUCAUCAACCCUAAACAUGUCUGACCUUGAGUUCUUCCUCCUUGUAUCUUUUCUCAUCUUGAAUUUUUAUCUCAUCUUGAAUCUUGUCAAGAGAAGAACACAUGGCAAUUCGGCCCGUAAUCUUCCACCGGGCAACAUGGGCUGGCCGUUCAUUGGCGAAACCAUCGGCUACCUUAAACCCUACUCGGCCACCACCAUCGGCAGGUUUAUGGAACAACACAUAUCCAGGUUUGGAAAGAUAUACAAAUCAAACUUGUUUGGGGAGCCAACUAUAGUCUCAGCCGAUCCAGGGUUGAAUAGAUACAUAUUGCAAAAUGAAGGGAGGUUAUUCGAAUGUAGCUAUCCUAGAAGCAUAGGGGGGAUUCUUGGCAAAUGGUCCAUGCUGGUUUUGGUUGGCGACAUGCAUAGAGAUAUGAGGCUCAUCUCACUCAACUUCUUGACCAAUGCUAGGCUCAAAACUCAAUUGGUAAAAGAAGUUGAGAAAAACACUUUGUGGGUGUUGGAUUCUUGGCAAGAAAACUCACCUUUUUGUGCCCAAGAUGAAGCUAAGAAGUUUACUUUCAAUCUAAUGGCGAAACAUAUCAUGAGUUUAGACCCCGGUGAACCGGAGACCGAACGCUUGAAGAAAGAGUAUGUAACUUUCAUGAAAGGUGUGGUUUCUGUCCCUCUAAACUUCCCUGGAACUGCAUACAGAAAAGCUCUAAAGUCUAGAUCGACGAUUCUUAAAUUCAUUGAAAUGAAAAUGGAGGAAAGGAUUAAACGAAUGGAUGAUAAAGGAAAUGGUUUAGAGAAACUAGAAGACGAUCUACUCGGAUGGGUAAUUAACAACUCGAACCUCUCAAAAGAGCAAAUACUCGACUUGGUAUUGAGUUUACUCUUUGCUGGUCACGAAACCUCUUCGGUUUCCAUAUCCCUAGCUAUUUACUUCUUGGAAGCUUGUCCAACCGCGGUUCAUCAACUUAGAGAAGAACAUGAAGAAAUUGCAAAGGCAAAGAGGCUAUCGGGUGAGAUGAAUUUAAGUUGGGAUGACUACAAAAAGAUGGAAUUUACUCAGUGUGUAAUCAAUGAGACGCUAAGAUUCGGGAAUGUGGUGAGAUUCCUUCACAGAAAGGCUAUUAAAGAUGUGCGGUAUAAAGGUUAUGACAUUCCAUGUGGGUGGAAAGUGCUGCCAGUGAUUGCAGCCGUGCAUUUGGAUCCUACACAUUUUGACCAACCUCACCUUUUUGAUCCAUGGAGAUGGCAGAAUACUACUACACAUGUGACAUCAUCUUCUACUGGUGCAAGCCCAACAUCUGCAAACAACUUCAUGCCAUUUGGUGGAGGGCCCCGGUUAUGCACAGGGUCGGAGCUAGCGAAACUUGAGAUGGCGAUAUUUAUCCACCAUUUGGUCCUAAAAUACGAGUGGGAAUUGGUCGAUUCGGAUGAAGCUUUUGCUUAUCCAUAUCUCGACUUUCCAAAAGGUCUACCAAUCAAAGUCCGUCACCGAUGUUAGUUAGUAUUAGAAGAAGAAGAAAAGACCGAAAACAUCCAAAAUGAUCACCAAUCAAAUCUUACGUUUGGUGGGAGAGAAUCAACAAAUGGAUGGCUAAAAAAUGUCCAUGCUGACACGUUGUUUGGAGCUUUCGAAAGGGUCAAUACUUGUUUCCUAAUUAUAUAUUUUAUUAUUCAUAUAUAGUCAGUCAAUUGGUGUACGUAGUUUGCUCAUAUCUUAUAUAUAAGGUGAAUUUAAAUU